This is a messenger RNA of Sorghum bicolor (sorghum), 3430 nucleotides long. RefSeq names its product zinc-finger homeodomain protein 7. NCBI's taxonomy places the organism in Eukaryota, Viridiplantae, Streptophyta, Magnoliopsida, Poales, Poaceae. Gene Ontology annotation, cellular component: nucleus. The record is from RefSeq and is a predicted model, not a curated record. Gene Ontology annotation, biological process: regulation of DNA-templated transcription; regulation of developmental process. The transcript has a single exon. Gene Ontology annotation, molecular function: DNA-binding transcription factor activity; transcription cis-regulatory region binding. Bases 754 to 2076 code for a protein of 440 amino acids.
GGGGAAAUGACAAUGGGCAAUGGCCAUGGCCAUGGAGGAGAGGUGGUGGUGGCAGGUCUGUAGGCCAUAGUGCAGGUGUGGGAGGGGGUGAAACAUGGCCCCCUGUCGGUGGGCAUGGGCUUCUCCUCCCUCACCACCCGCAAGUCACUCUCACCAUUGCCUUGUGUGUCAUUGUGUGGGGGAAUGCUAGACUAGCUAGACUCAUUCAAACAUAGGCGCAAGCCUAGCUACUCAUAUCUCCUCUUCUUCCCCCCUCCUCCCUCUCUCCCUUUGCUGUUGUUCCCUUCUUCCUCCUUGGUCUCGAUCCUUUACAAGGGGUGCAUGCAUAGACGAUGGAUGAUGGAUAGAAAAGAUGGAUAUGUUUUCCCUCUAGCUAGCUAGCUCUUCUAUCUAUCUCUCUCAAGGAAACAUUCCCCACUUUGUGCCAAAACUGUUAUUGCGAUUGCUAUGGUUAAGUGUAUUUUUAUCACUCCCUUGUAAUCUAGCUUAGCUUUACCAAGCAAUAUAAUCCCCACCACCAUCUUCUCCUUCCCCCUUGAGGCCAACACCAUCCUCCUCCUCCCUCUAUUUCUUCCCAAAACCUACAAGUAGCGCACACAGCGACAACACCAACACAGCCUCGCAAGGCAAGAGAAAGCAAAGCUAGGAGGGAAAGAAAGGAAGAAAGAAAUCCUUUUCCUAGCUCGCUCUAAAGAGACCACCAAACCCUGGAGCUCUAGCUCAGCCUCCCAGCCUAGCUCGGUAGCCGAAGCCAUGGAGUACAAGAGAUCAUCGCAUGUGGAGGAGGAAGAGGAGGAGGAUGAGGAGGAGGAAGAAGAAGACGAGGAAGAAGAGGAGGAAGAGGACGAGGAGGCGAGAAGCCAUCGCUACACCACGGCGGCGGCGGCGGCGGCACCAGUGGGUGCUCCACAGCAGCAGCAGCAGCAGGUGCACGCCCAAGCUCUUGGCCUCGGCUCGCACCCCUCCCUGAUGGACUCUGCCGCCUUCUCGAGGCCGCUCUUGCCUCCCAACUCAUCUCUGGUGACGCAGCCACCGCUGCCUCCACCAGGCUUCCUGCCGGCUCACCGCCAGCCGCCGCAUCAGCUCCAUCCGAGGAAAGUGGAGAGGGACAGGGACAGAGCCGCGGGAGCGCAGCAGCAGCCCCAGGUCCGGCGCCACCAAGAACCAGCGAGGAAUGGCGUUCUCGGCGGUGGCGGUGGCGGUGGCGGCGGCGCCGCGCCCCCAUCGGCGGCCUCUACCCUCGGCCUCGUGUCCGUGGGGCCCGUGGUGGAGGCGGCCCAGUGGAGGUACCGGGAGUGCCUGCGGAACCACGCGGCGCGGCUUGGCGCGCACGUGCUCGACGGCUGCUGCGAGUUCAUGCCGUCCGGGAGCGACGGGGCCGCGGCGCUGGCCUGCGCCGCCUGCUGCUGCCACCGCAGCUUCCACCGGCGCGAGGCGAUCCCCGGGGGCGUCGCUGCCGCGGUGGCGGUAUCGCCAUCGCCGGUGACCCCCACCGCCGGCGCCGGCGCCAACUCCUCCCGUGUCAUGCCGCUGCUCCUGGCCCCGCCGCACAUGCACACGCGCCCGCCGCACGUCCCGGCGUCCCCGGCGUCCGCGCCCGCCGCGCUGACCGAGUCGUCGAGCGAGGAGCUGCGCGUCCCCGCGCCGGCGCACCCGGCCGCGCCGGCGACGACGCACCCGCCCCACGCGCAGGUGGCCGUAGGGGGCUCGGCCUCCGCUCCCCCGGCGCCGAGCAAGAAGCGUUUCCGGACCAAGUUCACGGCGGAGCAGAAGGACCGCAUGCGCGAGUUCGCGCACCGCGUCGGCUGGCGCAUCCACAAGCCCGACGCCGACGCCGUGGACGCCUUCUGCGCGCAGGUCGGCGUCUCCCGGCGCGUCCUCAAGGUGUGGAUGCACAACAACAAACACCUCGCCAGGAUCCCGCCCUCGCCCCCAUCCUCCCACCAGCCGCCGCCGCUGCUGCCGCCUCACCACCACGACCACCACCCACCUCCACCUCCACCUCCGCACCACAUCCACCAUCACCACCCGCCUCCGCCGCCGCCGCCGCCGCCACAGCAGCAGCAUGAUGCAUGAGCGAGUACCGAGUAGCCGCAGAGCAAUGCCAGAGGACCAGACGAUGCCAUUAGCUUAUUAAUUAGCUCCUUUAUUUAUCCUUCUUCUUCUUCUUCUUCUUCUUCUUCUUCUUCUUCUUCUUCCCUGGUAAUUUCAGUGACAUCCCGGUUGUUGAGAAGUUGACUCAUCAUGCAGCAGGUAGGAGGGAUUAAUAUGAUUAUGUGACCUAAUCUCAUCUCAGCCAUGCUUCCAGUGUUCCGUCGUCCUCGUUGCUUUCUUGGAUUACCUCCAUUAUUAGGUUAUUAGCGUCAAUGGCGCUUGCAUUGACAUCCAUUACACUUCUUUCUUAUGUUAAUAACCUAAUAAUGUUCACUGUGUUAGUUUUAGGGCUUUCUCUCUCCCUCGUACGUCCUCUCUCUCAGUCUUUGAUACAGAGAUAGAGAUGGUGCAUGCGCAGCUGUGUUUGUGUGUGCAGUGUCGUACCAGUGCUGCUGCAACCCUGCAUUGCCAUUGCCAUUGCUUGAUGCAAUGCUCUCUUGGGCGCCUCCUCCUUUUGACUUUGCUUUUUGGGGGCUUGUUGGAUUCCUUUUGGCAGGGCAGCCGCUCCGGGGAGUCCAGAGAGCAUUGUGCCGUGCUCUGUAUGCAAUUGCAUUGGCAUUGCAUGCAUUGGGGUUUGGUUUUUGGUUUGGUUGGGUUUGGUGAGGGGCCCUUUUUGCUGCGAGGGGAAUGUACUUAGGCAUGGGGCUUUGUCAUUUGGUGUGCAAAGUACCAUUAGGAGGGGUCAUUAAAGCAGGGUUCCUGGCUUCUAAGCCUAUCUCCCACCAGUUGCUUUCUGUCCUCUCCUGAGGGUGUGUGUCCUCUUCUGCUGGGCUUGCAGCCGAAACCCCUUUCUUAAGGGCUUUUGCAGCCUUUUUUGAGGGGCAAUUUUGCUUGAGCUGCUUCUACAUCUACUGGCCUUCUGCCAAAGCUCUAGUGUAGGUACAGUAGCGAGUGUAGCAUGCACCGGGAGUAGAGGUUUUUUUUUUCCUGGCCCCAUCACUGCCUUUGGCCACAACCACAAGUCCACAAGUGCACAGCAUUACUGUUAGUCUGUUACUGUAGCUGGAGUUGGGGGGCCUGGUGGGCUUCGGCCAGAAUGCUGGUGUGUGUGCCAUGUGAGUGUGAACUGCUGUGUCAGGAACUCAAAAGAGAGAGAAAGAAGCCCUGUGUUGUAUUUGAGUGUAUGCUGGAUUCAUGUAUUAUGGGUAUGCAGCAGGGUGAAUGAUGAUAUGUGAAUUGUCGGCAGCUGGAGGCUUGGAUCGGAGCCAUCCAAGCAUUGUUGUGUCGAUCUGAUGUGUUAUGUUAAGGAGAAAAAGGUGUGUUGUUGCCUUGUUGG